GACAUGCCACCGACCCGCGGUACACGAAAUAAAUACGCGGGAUGACUCAGAUUUGUAUUUUGAUGUGUUGUCUAGAGCCAGUCUUUCAGAAUAAAACAUAAAUCCAAAGGGCCAGUUGAAACAAAUUAUAUUCAGCAACAAGUGUAAGUUUAAACCGGAAAUUAUAGAAAAACAGGCAAAAUGUGGCUUUGGGAUUAUUUCACCGGUGCACUAAAAUACUUAGGUUUGAUGGGGAAAUCUGGCAAACUGGUUUUCCUUGGCUUAGAUAAUGCUGGAAAAACCACAUUAUUACACAUGUUAAAAGAUAAUAGAAUGGGUCAACAUGUUCCAACACUCCAUCCAACUACUGAAGAGUUAACCAUGGGUGGGAUGAAGUUCACAACAUUUGAUCUGGGUGGUCACAAGCAAGCAAGGAGAGUUUGGAAAACGUAUUUUCCAGCUGUCGAUGGAAUCGUGUUUAUAAUAGAUGUUGCAGAUACAUCUAGAUUUCCAGAAUCAAAGGUUGAAUUCGAUAGUUUACUAGCAGACGAACAGCUCGCUACAGCACCUAUACUGAUAUUAGGAAAUAAAAUAGACAGAGCGGAAGCUGUCAGCGAAGAUUAUAUUCGUCAAUAUUUCGGACUCUAUGGCUUGACAUCUGGAACAAAUGCAACUUCAAAAGAUAUAAACUCUAGACCAAUCGAACUAUUUAUGGUGUCUGUACUAAAAAGACAAGGAUAUGGAGAAGGUUUUCGUUGGCUGUCCAAUUUCAUCAAUUGACAAAAGCUAAAACAUCUUUUGCAAUCAUUUAGAGAUUUUAUACAGUUUUGUAUGUUAGGCAUGAACGAAUUGUUAUGUGGUUGAAAUUCGUAAAGAAGAAAUCUGGUGGUAUUAUCACAUAUUAGCAGGACUGGGGGAUGGUAUUGACAUGGUUAAAAUGCGCAGUUGAAUUCAAAGCUAAUAUAAAAUUAGUUUUUCUUAUGUUUUUACAAUAUUUUUAUAGCGUCAAUUUUCAGUGUGUUUGCCCUCCUUUCAGUAUGACAUAUGAUAUUCAUUUUAAGGAGUGUCAGUUAAUCGUCAUUUCUCUGCAAAAUCUGAACCAUACAAGUCCCGUUUUAUUUUAUUAUAUAAAAAUUGCGUCUUUUGUUUCAGGUGCUUAAUGAAGUUUUCACAGGGUUUCAUGGUGAAUGUGUGAUAAUAAAUUAAUAAAUUUAUCCAUAGAAAAUUAUUGUAAAAUCUGUGAAUUUGUAAAAAUUACACAUUAUAUUCGACAAGCAGUGUAGCGUCGGUGUGACCACGCCAGCCCGGUAGAUUUACACAUUGAGCAAGAGUCGGUGUUUUCACACUAGCGCGGUGAAUGUACAUAUAUAAUGUUCGAAGUAGUUCGAUCCUUUAAAUAUGACAAAUAUGUUCCGCAUUUUCGUCAUAUUGUUAAAACGAUGCAGACAUACUGCACGCAUUUUUAGUAAGCAACACAAUACAAAAUUUUGGCUUAGACUCA
This is a messenger RNA of Hydractinia symbiolongicarpus, 1480 nucleotides long. Its product is annotated as GTP-binding protein SAR1a-like. The coding region runs from base 181 to 759 and encodes 192 amino acids. The record is from RefSeq and is a predicted model, not a curated record. Gene Ontology annotation, biological process: vesicle organization; endoplasmic reticulum to Golgi vesicle-mediated transport; membrane organization. Gene Ontology annotation, molecular function: GTPase activity; GTP binding. The transcript has 8 exons. NCBI's taxonomy places the organism in Eukaryota, Metazoa, Cnidaria, Hydrozoa, Anthoathecata, Hydractiniidae. Gene Ontology annotation, cellular component: endoplasmic reticulum exit site; COPII vesicle coat.